ACCUUCCAUCGCAAUCUUUAGCCCUCAACUGUCUCCAUCGAUAUUUCCAUCCUUCUCUUCCCAGGAUCGCUCAUAGCUUUAGUCUUUGAAGCUCUGCUCAGCGUCUUGAGUGAUCGUUGCAAUCUAAGCCGAGCUGAAUGCUUUGCUAGCCAAGCUUAGCACCAUCCAUUAUUAGUUGCAGUCUCUAUCUAUCUGUAAGAGCUAAGCUCUGCGAAUAUGGUCAACACUCGACGCUCAAACAGAGACGAAUCUUCACCUGCCGCCAACGGUGAUUCUCCAUCCAACACUCAGGACAAAUCCACUCCGACAAGAUCGCCGUCAACAAGAUCGAAAACAGCUGCAAUGAAGAAGGGAGCUUCCGGCCAAUCGGACAAUGGCAGUCCCCGUCCCAACGGUGUGGGUGCUGGUGCCAAAGGCUCUACUCAAAACGAGGAUGUGAACAUGGGAGAUUCUGCGCCAAAUGAGCAGCAGAAGGGCAAGGACGGUGACGAGGAGAUGACCGUGGUUGUGCCCCCUGCCAAGGGCUCAAAGCUGUCCGAGCAGGGCAAAGAUAAUGGAGACGAUGUGGCAAUGGAAGGUGCAGAUGAGCUUGACACUGAGAAGUCAGGAGAGUCCGAAGACCCCGAAGCAAAAACCAUACUAGACAUCAAAAACAGCUUUCCGCUCCUCGAGCGCGCGGUUGCCCAAUUCGACUCUCGAUUCACACUCAGAGUUCUUCGCUCAAUAUCGUCAAUUCGAAAGCGGAUCUCCCCCGACGUACUUGCCAAGGUCAUUGUCGAGACCUACACAUCAAACCAUCCAACGGCAAAGACUUUGCUUGCUGCCGUUGGCAAGGAGGACGCUUUCUCGGGAGAGCAGCAAGUGGUAGAGAUGGAAGUUGAUGCCGAGAAGGGUCAAUCCCAGGCCAAGUCGACCAAGGAGAUCAUUCCUGAGAUCGACAUCUUCCUCUCCAUUCUGGUACAGGUUUAUCUUCUUGACAAGAAGGAGUUUGACCUGGGCGCCAAGUUCUCAAACCAUCUCGUAGAUAAGCUGCGUACUUUGAACCGGAGGUCUCUUGACUCGCUUUCCGCACGGGUGUACUUUUACUACUCUUUAUUCCACGAGGAGCUCAAACCUUACCCCCCUUCGCCUCUCGCCCCGGCCAUAUCGAUUCGCCAGCAACUGCUUGCCGCGUUGCGAACCUCCGUCCUCCGCAAAGAUCAGGAUACGCAAGCGACCGUGACCACUCUGCUUCUUCGGAAUUAUCUUUCUGCGUCUCAUAUUUCUCAAGCAGAUCUUCUCGUUUCGCAGACGCAAUUUCCACCUGCGGCUUCAAGCAACCAGGUCGCAAGAUAUUUGUACUAUCUCGGACGGAUCCGGGCGAUUCAGCUUUCAUAUACUGAGGCUCAUGAGCAUCUUGUUGGCGCCAGCCGCAAGUCUCCAUCGAGCGCUACCGCGGCUGGUUUCUACCAAGCAUCUAUGAAGCUCCUCGUUAUUGUCGAACUCCUGAUGGGUGAUAUUCCUGACCGUGCCAUCUUCCGGCAGCCCAGUCUUGAGCAUGCUCUCCAACCUUACUUCCUCUUGGUUCAAGCUGUUCGCGUCGGAGAUCUGGAGGGCUUCUUGAAGGUUGUUCAGGUUCACAACUCGACGUUCCGACGUGACGGUAAUUACACUCUCAUUCUUCGCCUCCGACAGAACGUCAUCAAGACGGGUGUUCGAAUGAUGUCCUUGUCAUACUCGCGCAUCUCCCUGCGAGACAUUUGCCUGAGGCUCGGCCUCGAAAGCGAAGAGUCUGCUGAGUAUAUCGUUGCCAAAGCGAUCCGAGACGGUGUCAUUGAGGCUACCCUUGACCAUGAAAAAGGUUUCAUGAAGAGCAAAGAUGUUGGCGACGUGUACGCGACUCGGGAGCCUGGCGAAGCUUUUCAUGAACGUAUUAGGGCUUGCUUAGCUCUCCACGAUGAGAGCGUCAAGGCUAUGCGCUUCCCAAUGAAUCAGCACAGACUGGAGUUGAAGAACGCCCAGGAAGCCAGAGAGCGGGAACGGGAACUGGCUAAAGAGAUCCAAGAGGGAGAUAUUGAUGACGACGAUGCAGGUGGUGAUUUUGAUGGGAUCUAAGCAAAGAAUUGCAGAGCAGACAGGAUUUGGUAUCACACAUGAAGAAUUGUAUUCCUAUUAGAGAUUUAUUUGACCAUGGCAGUGCCAUAUUAAUCGGGCUACUGUUAGUCUCAGUUCAUUGCUUCAUGCUCUUUCGUUCUCGACAGAUGUUCUUAGUCGCGCUGUUGUGCAUAGGAAGUUUCGCUCAUAUAUGAGCGGACUUCUUUGCGUACAGUCUAUUUGAGCUAUUCAAAGUACGUCAUGCAAACAGCUUUUAAAUUGAGAUUUGUUCAGUGUAAUUGUGGCACCC
This is a messenger RNA of Xylona heveae TC161, 2383 nucleotides long. RefSeq names its product putative proteasome regulatory particle subunit. Gene Ontology annotation, cellular component: proteasome regulatory particle, lid subcomplex; proteasome complex. Gene Ontology annotation, biological process: regulation of protein catabolic process; ubiquitin-dependent protein catabolic process. The transcript has 3 exons. Bases 217 to 2094 code for a protein of 625 amino acids. Gene Ontology annotation, molecular function: enzyme regulator activity. Lineage: Eukaryota; Fungi; Ascomycota; Xylonomycetes; Xylonales; Xylonaceae. The record is from RefSeq and is a predicted model, not a curated record.